Capsicum annuum is the source of this 3180-nucleotide messenger RNA. RefSeq names its product ATP-dependent DNA helicase Q-like 3. Lineage: Eukaryota; Viridiplantae; Streptophyta; Magnoliopsida; Solanales; Solanaceae. Gene Ontology annotation, molecular function: nucleic acid binding; RNA-DNA hybrid ribonuclease activity; ATP binding. Gene Ontology annotation, biological process: double-strand break repair via homologous recombination. The transcript has 20 exons. Gene Ontology annotation, cellular component: chromosome; cytoplasm. The record is from RefSeq and is a predicted model, not a curated record.
UAACGGUUCUCAGUGGACCAAUUUGGCCUCGGAGGAGAAAACCAGUUGCGCUGAAACAUAUAGCUUCAAAUUCCUGAAUUUCUUCAAUUUCAUAUUUACACUCAGCGCUUUCCCGGCAAAACCUCCGUUCCGCUUCUUUCGCUGGAAUUAUCUUUCAAGCUUUGGUGGUGGAAAUGAAGAAAUCACCAUUACCAAUUCAAAGUAAUUGUGGACGUCCGAAGCAUGUGCUUGGGAAGGUAGAUUUAGUCAAACUUUUGAGAUGGCACUUUGGACAUUCUGAUUUCAGGGGGAAGCAAUUGGAAGCUAUUGAAGCUGUUUUAUCUGGAAGGGACUACUUUUGCCUCAUGCCAACUGGUGGAGGGAAGUCCAUGUGCUAUCAGGUUCCUGCUUUAACAAAACCAGGAAUUGUGCUUGUUGUUAGUCCUUUGAUAGCUCUCAUGGAAAAUCAAGUUUCAACAUUGAAAGGAAAAGGAAUUCCUGCUGAGUUUCUUUCAUCAACCCAGACAGUUCAAGUGAAAAAUAAGGUGAAUGAGGACCUCGAAUCUGGGAAGCCAACUGUAAGGUUACUGUACGUGACACCAGAACUAAUUGCAACAUCUGGGUUUAUGUUAAAACUGACAAAGAUUCUUGCCAGAGGAUUGUUAAAUCUCAUUGCCGUUGAUGAGGCACAUUGCAUCUCUGCAUGGGGCCAUGACUUCAGGACAUGGUCCUAUUUUUCUUCUUUUGCUGGAAUAAACAUACAAGGAAGGAGCCUAAGAGAGACAAUCUAUGCAUGGUGGAAUGCUCAGGUAAGGAAACCAGCUAUGGAAUUUGCUACGGAUUGGCCAACUAUAUUACAUCAGCUAAGUCAGCUAAAGCCUAGAGUAAUAGCUAAGGUGGUGUUAUGGGAACUACCACUGCAUGGCUGGCGUAAAUAUAACACAAAUGGUGCAUCAAGAGGGAAUCCAGGAAGUAGCUCAUGGGCCUUUUGCUUAAGGGAUGUAAAGGGGGAUCUGAUUUAUGCUGAAGGAGCAACAAUUGAAGAUACAGAUAACAUGGUAGCAGAAGCUGAAGCCAUAAUGCAAGCAACAUAUCAUUGCAGUCACUCAGGACAAGAAAAGAUCAUUAUUCAGAUAGAUUCACUAGCAAUCUAUCAAAGGGUCCGAGUAUCCCAUUAUCUCCAUCCUAGCUAUAGCUGUAUAUGGAGAAGAAAAAGAGGGUCAACAACAACAUAUAGGGCAAAGAGCAAGCUUAUAAAUGCAGAACACUUACAAGAAGAAGGAAUCAAGGGUCAGAAGACGAGACCCAGCGUGUUAGCACCAAAAAACCAUGGGAACGUACUGAAGAUUUCACCUGGAAUAGUAGCAAAGGAGGAAUUAAGUUGGGAGCUUAAUCAGCUGGUGAACAUCACACUAAAUGUAAAAGAAAAGAUCUCACUCAUGCAAGCUGGAAUCAUCAACUUCGAGCAACAAUGGUAUGGUAUUUAUCACCCACAGAUGCAGAAGAACGAAUUAAAGGUUGGUGAACAGGAACAUGGUGAAGGAGGCGUAGGGAAGGAAAGCUCAGCUCAACUGAGGGAUUUGGAAACCCUCCUCUUUUUUAAGAGAAAUGGUAGUAUGGGCGAACUGUAUCCAUAUGCUGACGUGUGUAAAUUACUAAAAUCUUGUGGAAAUGUGUGCGCUAUUAUUUACUGCCUGGAACGUACGAUGUGUGAUGAUCUUGCGAUCCAUCUAGCCAACAGCGGCAUUUCUUGUGCUGCAUAUCAUACUGGGCUGAACAACAAAACGCGGAGCUCUGUCUUGGAUGACUGGAUUUCUUCAAAAACACAAGUAGUUGCAACUGUAGCUUUUGGAUAGGGUAUAGAUAGAAAGGAUGUCAGAGUGGUCUGUCACUUCAAUAUUCCCAAAUCAAUGGAAGGAUUCUAUCAAGAGUCUGGUAGAGCUGGACGUGAUCAGUUGCCUUCCAGAAGUGUCCUGUAUUAUGGAGUGGACUACCGCAGGAAAAUGAUGGUUGAGUAUUGUGAAGGCUCUGGUUGUCGUAGGAAAAUCGUACUUGAGAGCUUUGGAGAGAUGGUACCUGGUUCAUUAUGUGAAAAAUCAUGUGAUGCGUGCAAGCAUCCUAAUCUAGUUACAAGUUACUUGGAGCAACUUAAAACUGCAGCUGCUUUUCAGCAUGGAUCUGGAUCUUCAAGAAUAUAUAUGACCAGGACUGCAGUACGGGACAUAAUUGUGAGUCAUGUUAACUUGGAAAACACACCCAUGCUACUUUUUCACGUAGUAUUGCAGCAUGCAGAGGAAAAUUAUUAUCAGAACAAAAGCCGUGACAAACAGGUCAAUAAACUUGACAAGAAUGCCAUACCCGAAACACUGAGGGAAGCAGGCAAGCAGAGAUUGCUGAAUGCAAUAAAGCAAAACCAGCAGAUGGUCAGUGAUUCGAUGAUUGACAUUGCAAAAUCUGUAGUUUUCCUUGAAAAUGAAUGUUACAAGAAGUAUGGCAAAAGUGGGAAGUCGUUCUAUUUAUCACAAAUGGCAAGCACAGCUAGGUGGCUUUCUACGGAAGGUCCUAUGGAAUUGGUGAAUAAGCUCAGGACUUCUAAUCCUGCUCCUCCUGAGAAUGUAACAUCCAUAGCCAAUUGCCCUCCAGCAUCAUCAAAUCUUUCAGUGCCUAUAACAGCCAAGGUUAAUGAGGAAAAAGUCCACGAUAAAGCUGGAUCACAAGAUCCAAUUAGGUCAUCAGCCUCACCCUCACAUGGAUCCGCAAGUGCAAAGUUACCACCCAUCCUGUCUUUCUCUCAGUUUAUCAACAGUGGAAAGGCAAAGGAGAACCUUGCAUCUGCAUCAAAGAGGCGAUCACCUGAUAGAGUUAAAAAGAACUCAGAGAAGAGGAUGCGAUUUCAAUAGGCUUUUGAUUCUUUAGUAAUCAGACUGCAGAUUUUUGCAAAGCAAAUCCCUGUACAUUAGCACAAUUCUACUGGAGGCCAGUGGCAGUCAUAACUAGUUGUAAGUACUUAACUUCUGUUCAAUUAUUUAUUCCAAUUGUAUCUUACUCGAGCAUGCUUGCAUAUUAGGAUCAUGCGAUGAAUGCCCAUAAUGUGCUCAUGAAUUUUCGAUCUCCUCUUGAUUCGUUUGUAACUUGCAUUCUGUUUGGAGGAUGUUUUCAUAACUUGAAGAACCAACCAAAUACUUGGCUUUUAUUUGGAAA